Molecule: messenger RNA, 10679 nt
Organism: Leptidea sinapis
Lineage: Eukaryota; Metazoa; Arthropoda; Insecta; Lepidoptera; Pieridae
Gene: MRP
Product: multidrug resistance-associated protein 1
Exons: 27
Coding region: 290-4840 (1516 amino acids)
Biological process (GO): transmembrane transport
Cellular component (GO): membrane
Molecular function (GO): ATP hydrolysis activity; ATP binding; ABC-type transporter activity
Source: RefSeq, a predicted model, not a curated record
GUUGAGUGAUAACUGAUAACCAAAGAGCUGUUAACUUCAUGUCUAUCACAGACUACUUUAUGUCUAUUGCGGUGCGGGCAUUGCCUAAUGCCUUGAGCGUGCAGGAAGUUGUGUUAUUAAAUACCUUCCGACGUCGAGUUUGUGUCAUUUAAAGUGCGGUGAAUUGCGAAUGGAUGUAACAUUAUUAAACUUAAUUACUGGGCCGGUUGAAUUGUUAUGAGUAAUAUUUUUAUAUAUAACUAAAUAUAAUUAAUGGAAGUUUGCGAAUAAAUUAUUAACGUAAGAUACAAUGUCUUACAAUUCCUCUCUCGAUGAUUUUUGUGGAUCAAAAUUUUGGGAUAGCAACUUAACUUGGUAUACAGAGAACCCAGAAUUUACGCCAUGUUUUGAAAAAACUGUUCUAAUAUGGAUACCAUGUGGCUUCCUGUGGCUCACAGCACUGCUAGAUGCAUACUAUAUUUUGAAUAGCAAAGAGAGAAAUAUACCAUGGAAUAUACUGAAUAUAAGCAAGUUGGUUAUAACAAUCCUGUUGAUUGUUUUUAAAUUUGUGGACUUAGGUGUAGCUGUGCACAAGUCGUCAAACGAAGAAGAGGAUGUCUUCAGUGCUGACUAUUAUGCACCCUUAGUAAAAAUACUCACAUUUUUAUUAUCAGCCACGUUAUUAUACUACAACAGAAAAUGUGGUAUGCGGGCGUCGGGAGUUCUGUUCUUUUUCUGGCUACUCCUAUUAUUGGCCGGACUACCUCAGUUAAGAUCCGAAGUCAUGCUCCACUACAAGAAAGCUGAUGAUGAGAACGUCCAGUAUAACUUCAUCAGCUACAUGAUUUACUAUCCAAUGGUCAUGGUUAUGUUUGUACUCAACUGUUUCGCUGAUCUGCCGCCGAGGGAUACUCCGUACAAAUAUGAAAAGAACCAAUGUCCAGAGAGUGCCUCCGGGUUCCCCAGUCGUCUCACGUUCAGCUGGCUCGAUCCCCUGGCACUCACGGGUUUCCGCAGAAGCUUAACGGAGAACGAUCUUUGGGCACUCAACCCUGAAGAUUCUUCCAAGGAAGUGGUGCCAAGAUUCGACAAGUUCUGGGAGAAAACAUUAAGGAAACGGGAAGCGGUUAACGGCACAAAGGCGACGUACAGCAAGACAUCGGCCAGUGUUAACUUCAAGCCGGAAAGCGAGAAGAAGCCGGCCUCAAUCCUGCCGGCGUUGUGCCUGGCGUUCGGUGGACAGUUCCUGUUUGGCGCCUCCCUCAAGCUGAUCAACGAUGUUCUCAUGUUUCUGUCGCCACAGCUGCUCAAGCUUCUAAUAGGCUUCGUAGAAGGUGAUGAGCCUGUAUGGAAAGGUUACCUGUACGCGUUAGCCCUUGUGGCCUGCGCGUCCGUGCAGACGAUGCUGUUGGGUCACUACUUUACAAGGAUGUAUUUGGUGGGGAUGAAGAUCCGGACUGCGCUCACCAGCGCCAUCUACAGGAAGUCGCUGCGGAUCUCCAACGCAGCCAGAAAGGAAUCAACGGUUGGAGAGAUUGUGAACCUUAUGGCGGUUGAUGCACAGAGAUUUCUGGAGUUAACAGCGUACCUAAAUAUGAUAUGGUCCGCCCCCCUACAGAUAGCCCUCGCGUUGUAUUUCCUAUGGGCUAUCCUGGGCCCCUCGGUGCUCGCCGGCCUUGCCGUCAUGAUCGUACUGAUCCCCGUCAACGGCCUGAUAGCGAACCGAGUGAAGACUCUGCAGAUACGUCAGAUGAAAUACAAGGAUGAGAGGGUCAAGCUGAUGAACGAAGUGCUUAAUGGGAUAAAGGUAUUGAAAAUGUACGCUUGGGAGCCGAGUUUCGAGGAGCAAAUAUUGAAAAUAAGGAAUAAAGAGAUGAACGUACUUAAACAGACCGCCUAUUUGAAUUCUGCAACCUCGUUCAUAUGGUCGUGCGCGCCGUUCUUGGUCAUCUUCUUAACAUUCUUCACGUAUGUGAUAAGCGACACCGAAAACCACAUCCUGACGCCUACCAGAGUGUUUGUUUCCAUGUCGUUGUUCUAUGUAAUGCAUUUACCGUUAGGGUUGCUACCGCUCGUCGUUGUCUCAGUUAUAGAGACGUCUGUUGGUAUAACGAGAUUGAAUAAGUUCUUGAAUAGUGAGGAAUUGGACUUGGAUUCAAUCGAGCACGACCCUAAAGAACCUUCCCCGCUAGUGAUAGAGAACGGGUUCUUCUCAUGGGGCGACGCCUCCGAGCCGAUACUGAAGAACAUCAACCUGCAGGUUCCCAAGGGUCACAUGGUUGCGGUGGUGGGAGCUGUCGGCUCGGGCAAAAGCUCGCUGCUCUCUGCGCUUCUGGGGGAGAUGAACAAGAUAUCCGGCAGGGUCAACACUUACGGUAGCAAUGCGCUGGUGACGCAGCAGGCGUGGAUACAAAACGCCACGCUCCAGGACAACAUAUUGUUCGGGAAGCCAUUGGACAAGGCCAAGUACAACAACGUGAUCGAUAUGUGCGCGCUCAAGACUGACUUCGAUGUACUGCCCGGCGGAGAUCAGACAGAGAUCGGAGAGAAAGGUAUCAACUUGUCCGGUGGACAGAAGCAACGCGUUUCCCUGGCGCGCGCAGUCUACUACGACGCGGACAAUUACUUCCUGGAUGACCCGCUCAGCGCAGUCGACUCGCACGUCGGGAAACACAUAUUUGAAAAGGUUAUCGGGCCGAACGGUCUUUUGAAGGACAAGACGCGUGUCUGGGUGACGCACAACGUGUCGUACCUCGCGCAGUGCGACUUGGUGAUGGUGCUGCGCGACGGGGAAAUAUCCGAGGUGGGCACCUACCAGCAGUUGCUGGAGAAGAAGGGCGCUUUUGCUGAGUUCCUGCUGCACCAUCUGAGCGAUGCCGAGAAAACGUCCCCGGAAGAGCUGGACGAGUUAAAACAGGAUCUGGAGAGCAAGCUAGGAACGGAGUUCCAGAACAAGUUGCAGCGGGCUCGCUCGCUCUCGGAGAGUACGUCGGAAUCGGAACAACCUGCCGCUGGAGAUCGCAGCGGCAGCAUGAAACGAAAAACACCAGAUGGCGCCACUCCUAACGAGUUGAAGGAGAAAAAUAAACUUAUCGAGGCCGAGAAAGCGGAAACCGGAAGUGUUAAAUGGGCUGUGUACAAACACUACCUAACGAGCGUGGGGGUAAUGGCAGCGGUGAUCACCAUCGUGAUGAACUUAGUGCUGCAGGUGUUCCAGGUCGGCUCCAACUACUGGCUCGCGAUGUGGUCCAAUGACGCUUCUAUGCUAGUAAAUGGAACGGUCGACAAAAGCAGAAGGGAUCUAUAUCUUGGUGUGUACGGUGGCCUGGGAAUUGGACAGGUGGUGGCGGUGUCGGUGUCGUCGCUGACGCUGUACCUGGGCGCGCUGGCGGCGGCUCGCGCGCUCCACUCGCAGCUGCUGAGCAGCGUGCUGCACGCUCCUAGCAUCGGCUUCUUCGACUGCACGCCCACGGGCCGCGUGCUCAACCGCUUCAGCAAGGACGUCGACGUGCUCGACAACACGCUGCCCAUGACGCUGCGCGGCUGGACCGCGUGCUUCUUCGGGGUGCUAGGGACACUGUUCGUCAUAAGUAUGUCAACGCCCACAUUCAUGGCCGUGGUGUUGCCCAUCGGUGUGGUAUACUACGUGAUACAGAGGUUCUACGUGGCCACCUCGAGACAACUCAAGCGUUUGGAGUCUGUAUCCCGAUCUCCUAUAUACUCGCACUUUGGAGAAAGUAUCACUGGUGCCUCGACUAUACGCGCUUUCGGCGUUACGGAAAGGUUCGUGGAAGAAUCGGAACGUGGAGUGGACCACAACCAGCUGUGCUACUACCCGAGCUGUAUAGCUAAUAGAUGGCUGGCGAUCCGGCUGGAAAUGGUCGGCAACCUGAUCAUAUUCUUCGCUGCCCUGUUCGCAGUGCUGGCCCGGGAUACCAUCAAUCCUGGCCUUGUGGGGCUCUCCGUCAGUUAUGCGCUCCAGAUAACACAAACACUAAACUGGCUCGUGAGAAUGACGUCGGAAGUUGAAACCAAUAUUGUGGCUGUGGAGAGGAUAAAGGAAUACGCGGAAACUAAACAGGAGGCAGCAUGGACUGUGGGGACUGGGCCGGGCUCCACGUGGCCAGAAACUGGUGCAAUCCAGUUGGACGGACUAACCCUGUGCUACCGCGAGGGAGAACCAGUGCUCAAAGAGCUGACGUGCUCCGUGGCGCCCAGGGAAAAACUCGGCAUCGUGGGCCGAACCGGCGCUGGAAAGUCUACAUUGACUUUGGGACUCUUUAGGAUAGUGGAAGCAUCAAGCGGGAGAAUCCUGAUUGACGGAAUCGAUAUCUCAUCGCUGGGACUCCAACAGCUGCGGUCCCGGAUCACCAUCAUCCCGCAGGACCCCGUGCUGUUCUCGGGAACGCUGCGGAUGAACCUGGACCCCUUCCAGACGUACAGCGAUGACGACAUCUGGCGGUCCUUGAGACAUGCACAUCUUGAGAGCUUUGUGAGAGGGUUGCCGGCCGGUCUGCUGAACGAGGUGUCCGAAGGCGGCGAGAACCUGUCCGUGGGUCAGCGACAGCUGGUGUGUCUGGCUCGAGCUCUGCUGAGGAAGACGCCGCUGUUGGUGCUGGAUGAGGCAACCGCGGCCGUCGACCUGGAGACAGACGAGCUCAUACAGAAAACGAUUCGCAGCGAGUUCGCUUCGUGCACCGUACUGACAAUAGCUCACCGGCUCAACACAAUCCUGGACUCCACCCGAGUCAUGGUCCUCGACAAAGGCCAACUCGUCGAGUACGCUCCCCCCGAUCAGCUGCUAGCUGAUCCCAACUCACUCUUCUACAGCAUGGCUAAAGAUGCCGGGAUCGUCAAUUAAGUUCAGGUCAUUUUAUACUGUGAGUACUCAUACUCAACCGACUAAAACUAGAAUGCUAAAAACUUAAAUAAAAUACGGUAUCAUAAGUAAUAAGGGCCAGGACACACUGAUCCGGUCUUUCACAUUAAGCCGAUUAAAACGUAUUUAUUUUCUCAAAAUUGAUUCCUUUUGAUUUUUUUUGGUGUCACUUCUAAUAUACUAGAUACUACUACCGCUUCGGAAACAAACUACCGUUUCGCUCUAAGAGAGAAGAAACGGCGAAUUUAUAGAUCUUGUGAUGAUUCAGUCAGUGAGAUGUAUUACGUUUAUAUAUUAUAUAAAAUUUUACUGUAUAAUGAUAAUCAGAUGUACAGAUGUUGUUACUUAACGAUAUAGAACGAUCUCGCCAAAACGCGAUCGUCUCAUUCGUGCGAAAGGAUAUAUACAGGGCGUCCCAAAGUUAUGGGACAUGAAGGGAAAGUACCUUAAAUAUCGUAGAUAGGGCAUUUUACUGAAAGAAGACUUUAUGUUAUUUUUAAAAGUUAGUAAUUCUGCAUUCAAAGAUUUUCUAAGAAUUACUUGCCUCAAAUAAUCAAUGCUAUCUAUGGAAUGAUAAUAUCGCUACUUUCCGAACGUCGUCGUCGCCAGUAAAUAACUUUCUUGAAAUUUGACUCAAACAUUUUACGUUGUUCCUUUCUUUUAAAAUACUAUGUUACUUAAGAAGAGUUAUUAGUUUUUGGCCAUUCUUUCCAGUGGCAUCAUAAAAGUAGGGGUGUUUUUAUUUUUUACAUUUAAGUCGGUUCGAUUUCCAGACGAGGCAAGUAAUAUUUAGAAAAUCUUUGAAUGCAGAAUUACUUACUUUUAAAAAUAACAUAAAGUCUUCUUUCAGUAAAAUACCCUAUCUACGAUAUUUAAGGUACUUUCCCUUCAUGUCCCAUAACUUUGGGACACCCUGUUUCACAUCAGACACCGUUGAUAAGUGUGGCCUGACCCUAACUUUUCUUACACUCACGCUCAACUGAAAAAAUAUUUUUUUUCUCAAACUACUACAGCUUAUUGUAUAGCUAAAUUAAUCAUAAUUUUGAGGUUACAUUGGUGCAACUUUUUCUUCUUCAGCAUUGAAAAGUACCAAAAUUUGUAAUGAGAGAGAUUGGAUCCUUACUACUACAACUUAUUCUAUACAAAUUGUAAUAGAUGUCUGAAGGUUAUUUAAGACACUCUUAAAGGGUAGCAUCAAAUGCUGAAAUCGUUUUUAUCAAUACACACUAGACAGGCACACCAAACUGUUCACUUUUGUUUCAUCAGGUUUAUAUUUCAGAAAAUUACUUAAUAAUUGUUGUAAUAUUUGUAUUAUAUACUAGUUGACCCGACAGACGUUGUUCUGUAUAUAAUAAAUAAAAUACUGUUUUUUAUGAAUUUGUCAAUAAUAUAUCAUAACAUCAAGAAUUAUUUCGUAAAAUAUGCUCCCUGUUGUUGUAAUGAAAUUGUUUUACAGCAGAACUGUCAAACCGUGUGUCAAAAAAUUAUCUCAUAGAAAAUAUGUCCAUACAAAACAAAUAUCGGGCGACGGGGGACACAUCAAAGGAAAAACAAAAUUGUUGUUUUUAUUUAAUUCCGAACACUUUCAUAAUUAUUCACCUUUUAAACCUUCCCUGGACUUCCACAAAUAAUUCAAGACCAAAAUUAGCCAAAUCGGUCCAGCCGUUCUCCAGUUUUAGCGAGACUAACGAACAGCAAUUCAUUUUUAUACAUAUAGAUUAAUAUACACUCCAAGACUGAUUGAUGUCUUAAUUUUUCUGUAACAGUAUAUUAUAUUUAAUCAAUAAUAAGGCAAUCUUUACACCUCCAACCGACGAAUUACUUAAUUUUAUUGUUACUUAAAACGCUAUGUAUGUACUUAUAAAUGUUAAUACUUAUUGCACGAGAUUCUUUUAUAUUAUUUAGUUUUAUAUUAUUUUUUAUUGAGUACAUAAUGUGAAUAGUGUAGGUAUUUCUUAUUAUGUCAUAAAUUCAAAACUGCCAACUGUCAACUUACUGAAGGCCUACUGCGAUCAUCGAUUUCCUGAGCCUUGUUUCAAAUAAAAAAAUAUAAUCGUAAUUUUAUGUGUACUGUAAAGUGUCAAAAAUUACUGCCGCUUCACUUAAUUAUAUCUCACCUUACGCCAUGGGAUCCAAUUUAAAUAACUACCGAUAGAGAUAAAUUACUACCAUCUACUGUCAGUAAUAAGCUGUCAAUAAUCUGAAGCUGUCCCAAUAUACCCGAUAAGUCAUUCUUAUUGCCAGUUCACUGUUGCAAUUUCUAUACAAACUUCUAAGCUAUUAUAGGUAAGCUAUACGUUGUCCCAUUGAGAGACAGCGUGUACGGAUAAGAUGAGUUACCGCCGAUAAGUUUAUUAGGACAGAAAAGUCAACGAUAGUUACGAUUUUUUAUCUGAAGUAGGCCACAACCGGUGAUAGACUGAAUAUUGGUAAUGGCCGUAAAUAAACAGCGCUCAAGUUUCAACUUAUCGCGCACGGGCAGUGCUGAGAUUUUAGUGUUCUAAUUCGAAUUUGGCAGUAGGUCCCCUGUAUUUCUCGAAUACCUUCGAAUAUUGGAAUAACAUCUCAAUAUAUUUAAACAAAUUUUCAGUUUUUAUUCUUUAUCUAGGUUUAUUGACCACUUGUCAAUUUUCUUCUUCAAUUGAUAUAAAAGGUAUUUAUUUAUCGAAGUAGGCGUUACUUUGCGGAAAUCCAUAAUUAUACAAAUGAUUUAAGUUUUUUUUUCUUUAGUGUUAAUACCGCCAAUAUUUGUUUUUAAAUAAAUAUUUGUUUUUAAAUAUAUUUGUUUUUAAACAAAUGUUCAAUUCGACACGUGUUUCGCCUUUACACGAGGCAUCCUCAGGACGUGUUGUCUCGCCAAAAUCUGGCACGAGACUAAUUAUAAGUCUUGAACACUAAAGAAAACUUAAAUCAUUUGUAUAAAAGUUAUUGUAAACUUAACUCAAUCUUUAAAUAUAUUAGUUUUUUAAUACAAUCUGCAAUUUAUUAAGUUUAAAAUUGUUUAAAUAUUGAGUAAAUAAUUGAAUGUUAUCAACAAAAUUUUCUUUUAAAAACCAAUUUUGAUACACACUUUUCUUACAAAAAAUAUACUUAAAUCGCAUAAAUGUUUUCUAUAUACAUUUAUCAAUUGUGGGGUUAGAAAAUAUUGAAUGAAAACUUACUAAUUGAUAGCAUUGCCAUUUAAAUGUGAAUUUAAGUUAUUAUAAACAAAUAUAUUGUACUAAUACAGGUAAAGUAUAUAAUGUGAUCAUUUUUAUUUAUUUAGUGUUAAUUAUUACAAAUUUAUAUACAUUUAGAGGCCUCUUUUUCUUUUUUUUUCAUAUUGCUUUCCGAAGUAAUAUGUAUAAAUAACAAAUAUAAUAACAAUAUUCCUGCUUACAAGUUAAAUAGUUUUUGUAAGAACUAUAGGUCUAAACAAAAUAUGUGCUGAUAAUAUUAAAUAUUUUACAUGUAAUCUUAGAUUAAGAAUUGGUCUCCGUUGCAGUCCAACUAGAUACUACACUAGCUGAGAACAUCAGCUUUAUUAUUACGGGAACUAUUAGAUGAUUGUGAGCAUAUUUCAAAUUUUGUAACAUACGCUGCGUGUUAUUUUACAUUGAAAUUAAUAAAAUACAAAAUACUUACUGGUGAUAAUUCCCAGUGUGCUUAUUUUAACAAAGUUUUACUACGCAACCAUAUAACUUUCAAUUAUUAGCAAAGCUUAACAGAACAUGUGGCACGUCAACUCAAACAUUGUUCGAGACUGGCUCGAGUACGCCCACUUGCGACUACGCCUGCGGUGUCUCGUUGGAGCGCAGCGGAGACCAAUCCUUUACCUAAGGUCUAUAUCUUCUUUAUUGUUGUUGUUUCAUAAUGUUAUAAUUAAUACCAAUUUUCAUGGAAUAGAUUGUGUACGUCACUUUGUGACAGGAUAAUUGCAUUUGUUUAUGUUGCAUUUUUUAUUAGUUUGACCAGUUUCUAUCUAAGUUACGGAAUCUUACAAUGUAAUUUUCACAACUUUCAAAAGGUCCUGUUUAUUUCAAAACUUGAUGCUGUUUUGAGUCGAUAAAAUAAAUAACUUAUACUUUUAAAAACUUAAAAAAAAACACUGUCACAUCCAACUAAAAAAUUAAGAAAACCAUUUUUCAUUUAAUAUGAAAAGUUCAUUCAAUUGCUCCAUGGAACAUGGAACAAACUUCUCAUGAUUAUGUGAAACUAUUUUUACUUGCUAUAAAAAAAAUGUUUUUUUUUUUUGUUUUUUAAGCUGUCAUUUACCAUAAAACUAUAUUUUUCCACGGAUGGAGAAAUGUAUAUCAAUAAUUAUUAAUACACUUAUUAUCUGUGUUCUAAGAAAGGCAGCUUUUGCUUUUUUCAACUUUCAACAAACUGAAGGUCUUUUGUCCAACCAAGUAUGGUCAAAAUUGACUGCAAUAUCAAUAUCACAAGAAAUUAUUACCUUAUUGUAAAAUGACAAACAUUUUUAUAAUACUAAUGGUUAUUUUGUGAAACGGAAUGUUUUUACCAGUUGUGACGAACAAAGUGUUGUUCUUUGUUUAGUUUGUAUGCAGCUAAUAAGUUUAUAUAUUAACAUGUUUCAAAUAUUUUGUUAUUGUGAAAAACUGUGUUAUUGUGUUGGUCUAACACAAUUAUAGUUUUGUAAAAAAUUGUAUACAAAACAAAAUUCUCCGUGUUUGACUCUGAAAUUGUAGUAAAAUGCUUCCUACCUCAGGAUCUUAUUAUUGUAAAAUAGUUUUUGUUAUUGUAUCAUACAUAUUAUUUGCAAAACUUAUUAACUUAAAGUAGUACUUACAAAGUAGGUCCUUAUGUAUAAAACAAGUGCCUAAUAUGUGUCAGCAAUAAAUUUAUGUUAAAUCACAAUUUGUAUGUAAUAUUGUCACAAUUAGUUUUAUUGUAAUAAGUAUUGUAAUUGUUAAACGUAAGGCCUUAUUCAAAGUUAAAUACUUAAUAGUAUGAUUUGGAUUUAUAUUUAGAAAGGUAUCAAAUGGGAAUUAUAUUUACUACUAUGAUUGUCAUUUUGUCAAGUACAUCACUGGAUUGUGUUACCAACACUGAAAGCAUGGAAUCAAUAUGAUAAAAAGUACAAAUUCAAUAAACAAUUUGUAUAAUAUAAUAGUUGCAAAAACAACCCUUUUGGUCACCUGAUGGUGAAGUGAUCAUUUGAUUCAUGAAGUUUUGACUGCACUUGCAGUACCUAGCUCAUAUCCAGGUGAUAUUGCACUGGAAAUGCCAUAGAAUGUUGUAUGUUCUGCAGUUGAAAAUUUUGUAUUGUGGUAGGAGGUAGAUAUGAACUUUUUGUUUAGUAACUGGAGUCGUCCGGUUUUCCAUUCAAUGUUAAUAUCAAAUAUGUUGAAGUAUUACAAUACUUGCAUUGCAUACAUGCAACUAGGCUUAAAGUUAUGUUAGGUAUGUGAAAUUUUAUUGGAAUUGAUACUUAUUAAACUUGCCGAUAACUUGAUACUCACUAAUGUAAACUAGAGAAACAGAUUAAAAUUUAAUCUUGUAAAGGCAUUAACUUCAUUAAUUAUACUCUUUUAUUUUUCUAUAUAAUAACUUUUUGCGUAUGUGUAAAAUUGUAACUAUUACUUUCAUUGUUUAUUAAGUUUUAAAUUGCCUCUAAGCGAUUCUGUAUGUUCUUUGUAAUGGACAUGAUAUGUGGAAAAUGUUGUGCAGUUGGAAAACUUUGUGGAGAUCUAUAUGCAUGUCUUACCGGUGUCAGUUGGGUGCUAGCAAAUCAGUCACGAGCCACAGCCAUUUUCCACACUUGCCAACAAAAUUGACAUUUGAAUAAAAAUACAGGAAUAAAUAUUUGUAUUGAUUUAAA